Guillardia theta CCMP2712 is the source of this 705-nucleotide messenger RNA. RefSeq lists its product as hypothetical. The record is from RefSeq and is a predicted model, not a curated record. NCBI's taxonomy places the organism in Eukaryota, Cryptophyceae, Pyrenomonadales, Geminigeraceae. The transcript is spliced from 6 exons. Bases 1 to 705 code for a protein of 234 amino acids.
AUGACGCUCUACAUCCCCAAGACAGACGUGCGCAAGCUGACCUUAGGGCUUCAGCCGGGGGCGGAGGCUCACUGGGUGUGGAGGGGGACGAGGGUGGAACUCGAGAUCGAGGACUACACAGCAGGAGGGAGCAGCAGGACGUGCUCGAGAAUUCGCCUGUGGGGAGGAGAAGCCAACGUGUGGGAGGCAACACAGUUGGUAAAGGCGGGAGGAGGAGGAGGAGGAGGAGGAGGAGGAGUAGGCGCUAAAGGGCAGCAGAUCAAGAAGCUGCUAGCAAGGAGUCAGCUGGACGAACAGUACCUGGCAUGCGGACUAGCAGUGCCAGCCUUCAUCGAGAGGGUGAGGAACACAGAGACUGUCUCAGCUGAUGCCUUGCUGACAGAUCGACUCCGAGUCCGUUCAAAGCACCGCGCUAGUGAACACACCAGAGGUUGUGGCUUGGUCCUUCUUCCCCAAGACUUUGACGCAAACUUUCACGGGCGGACGCAUGGAAAUAAGAGGAAGAAGGUGGAGAUGGAGGGGAAGGAGAAGAGGAAGGGGGAGAGGAAAGAUCGCGAGCGAGCUGCCUUCUUUGCUCAGGCGGAUGCAGCUGAGAAAGCAGCUGACGCACUGCUGGGCCGUCAAAGGCCUGGAGUAAUCAUCGGGCCGCUGCCUGGUGGCUUCGAUCCCUGUGUGAUGUGGGACGUGACGCGGUAUGAACUCUGA